GUGUGUGUGUGUGUGUGUGUGUGUGUGUGUGUGUGUGUGUGUGUGUGUGUAGAUGGUGCAGAAAGGACAGAGCAGUUGUCUUCUGGUCAGCUGCAUGCUGGUGAUGGUGUUAACAGUGGUUGACAGUCAGGAGAACGUGAGGCGUGCAGUGACGGAGCAUCAGUUGAUGCAUGAUCGUGGUCGCUCCAUUCAGAGUCUGAAGAGACUGAUCUGGCUGUCCAGCGCCAUCGAGAGGCUUCACACUGCAGAGGCGCGCUCUUUAUCCUCCCCUCACACCGCCUUCAGUCAGAAUUAUGAUAUUGGUGGUGAUGAGGGUAAUAAUGAAGAUUACUCCAAAUAUCCCUCUGUGAUAGACAGUAGGCUCCAGCAGGGGCACUAGAGCUUCUGAUUAGAAACAUGUACAGAGCACAUCCUCCAUCCAGAAGACACGCAAACACACCGCACUGACUACACAAACUACACUGACUACACAAACACUAACAAUGACUACACAAACUACACUGACUACACAAACACUAACAAUGACUACACAAACUACACUGACUAC
Silurus meridionalis is the source of this 547-nucleotide messenger RNA. RefSeq names its product parathyroid hormone 4-like. Gene Ontology annotation, molecular function: peptide hormone receptor binding; hormone activity. The coding region runs from base 53 to 379 and encodes 108 amino acids. Gene Ontology annotation, biological process: bone mineralization; regulation of chondrocyte differentiation; osteoblast development. Gene Ontology annotation, cellular component: extracellular region. The record is from RefSeq and is a predicted model, not a curated record. The transcript is spliced from 2 exons. NCBI's taxonomy places the organism in Eukaryota, Metazoa, Chordata, Actinopteri, Siluriformes, Siluridae.